CUUGUCCCCCCUCCUCUCCCCACCCCUCAUACCUGAGGCCCUCUUCCUAUUGCUCUGCUCUCGUUGUAUCCUUCUCUUCAAUCAAAACUAUAGGGUCAUAUCACUCACGGGACGUCCACCAUGGUUCUCCGUUAUUUCACCGGUGUUGUAUUCGUGGCCCUCCUGGUGGUCGGACUAUAUUUGCUCCUGACCGGUCAAGGUGAACGAUUCAAUGUCGGUUACUUCUUAGAGUCGGUAUCUCCCUAUGCGUGGGCCAACCUCGGAAUUGCCAUGUGCAUUGGCUUGUCGGUCGUCGGCGCUGGAUGGGGUAUCUUCCUGACGGGAUCGUCCAUCGUCGGCGGUGGUGUCAAGGCACCUAGGAUCCGGACGAAGAACUUGAUCUCCAUUAUUUUCUGUGAAGUCGUUGCUAUCUAUGGUGUCAUCAUGGCAAUCGUCUUCUCCUCCAAGCUCAACCUUGUUGACAAUGACGGCAUCUUCUCGGGAAGCGACUACUACACUGGUUACGCCCUGUUCUGGGCCGGUAUCACGGUCGGUACAUGCAACCUGAUUUGCGGUAUCUCGGUCGGUAUCAAUGGAAGUGGUGCAGCUCUGGCCGAUGCUGCGGAUCCCAGCUUGUUCGUCAAAAUCCUCGUCAUCGAGAUUUUCAGCUCGGUUCUCGGUCUCUUCGGACUCAUUGUUGGACUUCUGGUGGGUGGCAAGGCCCUCGACUUCGGCGCCGCUUAAGAGUAUAAGGAUUGUGUAGGAGCUUGUUGUCGGUGGGGAUGAAUUGUAUGACUUCUCUCACGUUUGUCGUUGCCUUUUUUUAUUCUUCGUCAUCCUUUAUCUACUGCAUCGGGGCGUACGGAUUCGAUUCAACUGUAGAACUUUGUUUUGGCUAUGCGUGCGAAAUGCAUUGUUGAUCUCGCUGCUUUGCCUGUUAUUGCGACGGGGAAGAGAUGUAUAGUAAUUGGCAGCGGGGCUGACCUAGGAAUAUAAAAGUGAUGAAGGUG
Aspergillus aculeatus ATCC 16872 is the source of this 989-nucleotide messenger RNA. RefSeq names its product H(+)-transporting V0 sector ATPase subunit c''. The record is from RefSeq and is a predicted model, not a curated record. Bases 121 to 723 code for a protein of 200 amino acids. The transcript is spliced from 5 exons. Lineage: Eukaryota; Fungi; Ascomycota; Eurotiomycetes; Eurotiales; Aspergillaceae. Gene Ontology annotation, biological process: proton transmembrane transport. Gene Ontology annotation, molecular function: proton-transporting ATPase activity, rotational mechanism. Gene Ontology annotation, cellular component: proton-transporting V-type ATPase, V0 domain.